GCGCGUAAGUAUCUUUGUUUCGAGUCUUACCCUAAUCUCUGUGUCCCUGUGAUUGUUUCGCUUCUCUCUCGCUCGAACCUAGAUCAUGGCUGGAAUCUACGGUCAAGGGGGCGAUGGUGCCCCUCCGACAUACGGAUCUAGCGGCGGCGGUGGCUAUGGGGGUUCUGGCGGAUACGGAGGCGGUUCUGGUGGUUAUGGAGGUGGUGGUGGAGGCGGGAGCUAUGGUGGAAGCGGUGGUGGUGGAUACGGAGGUAAGGGCGGCGAUGGAGGUGGUUACGGUGGUGGACGGGGCGGUGGCGGUGGUGGCCGAGGUGGAGGAUAUCAAGGCGACCGUGGUGGUGGAGGCAGAGGUGGCGACCGUGGUGGUGGCGGCAGAGGCGGCCGCGGUGGCAGUGGAAGAGAUGGUGAUUGGCUGUGUCCUAAUCCAGGCUGUGGGAAUUCAAACUUUGCAAGAAGAGUUGAGUGUAAUAAGUGUGGCACGCCCUCUCCUUCGGGUGCCGGUGGUGAUCGUGGCAGUGGUGGUGGUUAUAACAGAGGAGGAAGUGGUGGGGGCUACGGUGGUGGUAACCGUGGUGGUAGGGGUGGUAAUUAUGAUGGGGGUCGAAGUGGUAACUAUGAAGGAGGUAAAAGUAGCAGUUAUGAUGGAGGCAGAGGCAGUAGUUAUGACAGUAGAGGCGGUGGUGGUAGUAGAGGUGGUUCUUAUGGUGGUAGUCAAGGAAGAGAUGAUGGUGGGUAUGGUCAGGUUCCUCCAAGUGCUCCACCGUCCUAUGGUGCAGCUGGAGGCAAUUACGCACCAUCUUACAAUGCUAGUUAUGGAACAGAUGCAGUUCCGCCUCCUACAAGCUAUACUGGUGGACCUGGAUCAUAUCCCCCAUCUUAUGGUGGUCCUGCAGGUGGUUAUGGUGGUGAUGGUCUAGGUGAUGCAAGGGGUGGUGGGCGUGGGGGCCCUCCAGCUAAAUAUGAUGGUGGAUACAGUGCUGGUGGUCGUGGUGGAUAUGGCAGUGCUGCUACGGAAGCCCCAGCUAAGGUGAAGCAGUGCGACCAGAAUUGUGAUGAUACUUGUGACAAUGCUAGAAUCUACAUAUCAAACUUACCACCAGAUGUUACCGUUGACGAACUUCAGCAGCUCUUUGGAGGCAUUGGACAAGUGGGAAGAAUCAAGCAGAAACGUGGCUAUAAGGAUCAAUGGCCAUAUAAUAUCAAAAUAUACACAGACGAGUCUGGAAAAAACAAAGGCGACGCAUGUUUAGCCUAUGAAGAUCCCUCUGCUGCACAUUCAGCCGGUGGAUUUUACAAUGAUUAUGACUUAAGGGGCUAUAAGAUCAGUGUUGGAAUGGCGGAGAGAUCAGCUCCAAGGCCUUCGUUUGAACAAGGUGGUGGUGGCGGUAGAGGUGGAUAUGGUGGCGGUGACAGGCGCAACAGUUAUAGAGAUGGUGGAGCUGAUAGACAUCAGCACGGCGGAAACCGUUCGCGUCCUUACUGAGAGAAUUUCCAGAGACAAGUCGAUAAUCUCCAAAUUGCUUGCUGCUAUGGUAGGUUGAUAUUUUCAGGUGAGUGCUGCUCUUUCGUAACCAUUAUUAACGUUUAUUUGGAGAUUGCCCAGAUUUGCAUCACUGGGUUCUUGAUUGCAUCUGAUCAUUUUAUAUCUAUGGCUCAGAUGCAAGCAUUGAUAUCUGUACAUGCUUUCUGACUGAAAAUUUGUCGCCCGUAUGAGAAAUCACUGAAGAUGCUUCCCGUGGCUGGGAGUUUAUAUUGGAAUGUACUCGAUGUUAGAUGUGAAUCCUGACCAUUGGAUUGGAUUUUGCUUAACUUUGAUCUCCAGCUGAACUUAUUUAAGUUGCUACCAUGUUACAAGGAAUAGGUUUUCCAUUUAGGAUUUUGUUAUAUUGGAUUGGUUAGAGAUUUUUGAUCAUGUUGUGUGGAGGCUCUUUUCCUACAUCGAGGCUUUUGCUUUGCGGUGAUUCUACUUCACCACAUCAAUCUAGUGUUUUUAAGAUCUAGUAUUGUGCCAAAACGUCAUGGUGCCUAAAAUUUUGCCUACCGGUUGCCUUAAUUGUUCAGCUACUUACUGGGUGGGGCUUGUCUUCCUUGUGGGUGACUGCAAUGUACUUGUGGAUGACAAGAAUAUCCGCGUAGCUACUAGCUCCUUGCGUCAACUAUCCUGUCCUUCAUUCUGUUGCUGAUGGGUGCUUGCUGUCAUGUGCUUCGAUUGUAUUCUUGGCAUUUGCCUUGUGGUUUUCUUUCAGUUUUUAGUUUAGGCAAUGAUGGAGUACACCCUAGUAAUCACUUUGCGGUCGGAGUUCAAAUUGUUGUAUUACAUCCCAAACAUUUGCAUAUUUGAAUCAAACCGUUUGUUUCCUUGA
Messenger RNA from Pyrus x bretschneideri (Chinese white pear), 2363 nucleotides. Its product is annotated as transcription initiation factor TFIID subunit 15b. Gene Ontology annotation, molecular function: RNA binding. The record is from RefSeq and is a predicted model, not a curated record. The transcript has 7 exons. NCBI's taxonomy places the organism in Eukaryota, Viridiplantae, Streptophyta, Magnoliopsida, Rosales, Rosaceae. Bases 86 to 1483 code for a protein of 465 amino acids.